AUGGCUUCAAAGCCAGCUACUCCGACCAUCAUCGACCUCGUCCAAGCCAGCAACGCGACAUGUCGAAUGCUGCUGUACGGGCUCUGUCGCCACGAUCAAACUCGAGCAAAGGCACUGAAGCUCUUAGCUGAUCUUGAAGGCGAAAGAGGCCUUUUCGCUGAGCAGCCUCGCAAUGGCGUCCAGCGCGGUGUGAAGCGCAAGGCCGAAGAAGAUCUUCAAUUGUGCCAACGAUGUGGCGAGCCGUUUUCAGAGGGAGUCAACAAGUAUAAGGAAUGUUACUUUCAUGACGGCGAUUUGGAGGCAGACUAUGAGUCUGGUGUCUGGGCCGACCAUGACGAGACAACCCAUGGUCCAAUCGACACUGAGGAGAAUCGAGAAGACUAUCCUGAAGGGUUCGACUGGUCGUGCUGCGAUAAACCCGGCGAUGAGCCGGGCUGCAAAGUAGGGCAUCAUCAUUCUCUGGCGGACUUGUCCAAGAAGGGGAAGUAUUCGUUGGAUACGGAUAGUGUCAUUGGGGCUGAUGAGGUGGAUGACAGUGAUGAUUAUGACGAAGAGGAGGGCGAGGAUGAGGGUGUAGAUGAGUAA
Molecule: messenger RNA, 585 nt
Organism: Pochonia chlamydosporia 170
Lineage: Eukaryota; Fungi; Ascomycota; Sordariomycetes; Hypocreales; Clavicipitaceae
Exons: 2
Coding region: 1-585 (194 amino acids)
Source: RefSeq, a predicted model, not a curated record